Molecule: messenger RNA, 2795 nt
Organism: Cataglyphis hispanica
Lineage: Eukaryota; Metazoa; Arthropoda; Insecta; Hymenoptera; Formicidae
Gene: Lhfpl
Product: LHFPL tetraspan subfamily member 3 protein
Exons: 6
Coding region: 873-1760 (295 amino acids)
Biological process (GO): sensory perception of sound
Cellular component (GO): plasma membrane
Source: RefSeq, a predicted model, not a curated record
CCGCGUAUGUGCAUGUGCAGGUCUCGACGUGCCAGCCAGCCAGCGAGCAACAGUGAUCACGCCGAUAACGUUCCGAUCGCGCAGCCUCCAUACCUGGCUCCUCUUUCACGCAUUCCGAUGAGGACCUACGUCUGUGACGUCAUCAAUAUCCUCGUUUAAGAACUUUUCGCGAAAAGUGUCCGUCUCUCCGAUUGACACGUGUAUCGUUGAGCAGAGGAAACGUGCCUGUAUACAUAUUUAAUGACUGGUGAACGCAACCUGGGCAAAUGUCACGGAUAACGCUGACGCGAAUACGAUCGUGCUGUCAUUGAUUAUUCUGGAGUACGCUGGGACCGAAGAAACAACCAGGAAACGAAUAAGAGGAUCCGUCCGUGCUCUAUUGUGAAACCCAAGACCAGUUCCACGAUUCCGAAAGAUAUUCACGUCGGACCCACGAAGGGAGAGCGUUCUUUAAUCGCGAGAAAUCGUCGUGGUCGUGUGUAUCGUUAAAGCAGCGAAAGUACACAGGUUCUUUGUUCGCGCGAGAGAAGUUUCCCCGCGCGAAUGUGACUCGCGCGUGUCUUACACACGGUGAUUCCAUUGUUGUCGAACAAUCGGACGGUGGUGAAUACGUUUCGAGAUCGACGACCUUCUGCCAGGUGUGAUAACCGUUCGGGUCAGUGCGAGGAAACUCGGCGUGUUCUAUGAAUUUUCAUCUUUUCCGGUGAUUUAAUCGGCAAUCUUUCUCUAACGUUCCGUUAUAUGGAACUCGCGGCAGUUAACGAUUGAAUGAUUUGGCGAGGAAGAACAAGCGUAUUUCGAUAACCGGCCUCGGUCAAGACAUCGAGUUUGUUUACAUUGAGAUCGACGAUCGACUUUGCGACGACACCAGGAUGGGUUCCAAGAUUGAGUACGUAGAGUCCUCGCAUAUGUACGCGACCAAUUACAUUCGUAAUUCCAAGGCGAUCGGGGUACUGUGGGGUAUCUUCACCAUAUGCUACGCAAUCAUCGGUGUAGUCGCGUUUGUUACACCGGAAUGGCUCGGCGAUCUGCAGCAUGAGAAUCCUGGAAGAUUCGGUCUGUGGACCAGAUGCAGCUAUGGUGGAAAUGGUGAAUUAGGCGAGGAAUGCAUCGGUCGAUUGGAUGAUCUGUCGACAAUCGCCAAUGUUCCCUUUCGAGUCAGCACGAUUCUAGUUGGUGUCGCAGUGCUGAUUGCAUUAUUGGCGAUCUGCGCAAUGCUGAUGUUCUUCUUCUGCCAAAGCACCACCGUUUUCUACAUGUGCGCCUGGAUGCAAGUGAUAUCAGCGAUCUGCAUGGCGGUCGGAGUUUGCAUCUAUCCUCUUGGCUGGGAUUCAUCGGUAAUUCGCGCCGUAUGCGGCGCAGCUGCAUCUAGAUACAAUCCUGGCGCUUGUGCCGUGAGAUGGGCGAUACCGCUCGCUGCGAUUGCGGCUCUGGACGCGGCUACCUUGUCGGCUCUUGCCUUCAUUUUGGCCUCCAGGCACGUAAGAUUGCAACCGGAGCCUUUCAAUAACGGAUCCCUGUACAAAGGUGAAGUGAAUCCAGGCUACAUUAAUGAGGCCCAGAGCGUAGCUGGCUCCCGCAAAUCCCUGUCUUUAAGACCAGUCCUCCUAGUGGCACCGCCUGAACAAGAUCGCUACAGCGAGCUCUCUAGGGCGAAGUCGCACUCGCAUCAUAGUCUGUACACUCCGGCACCGUCACAUCCAGUACACACCAUGUCGACAAAUACUCUCAAUCAUUCGCAGCAUAAUUUCCAACUUUGAGAUAAUUAAUCGUCAAAAAACGAAGGUUAUUAAAUAAACCUGUAUAUAGUCUGCCAGAAACAUGAAGAAGAGCAAUAUUGUACAUAAAAAGAAAUGAUGGAUAAGUUAUGCGCCUUGACUUGAACGCACAAUCGCUCGGGUUAUUUGCAUUUGCAACGUUAAAUGUUUUACCAGGAAUAGAAUCUCUAUUUAUAAUAACGAAACUAUGUAUAAGACAGAUACAAUGAUAAAAAUUUUUUCUCAGCCAUUAAACGUUCAUUAUUGUUUUUGUGCCGUGAAUAUUACAUUUACAUGUGUAUAUGUAUUCAUAUAUCUCAUCGAUAUGUUGUCUUUCUUAGGCUAUUGAGAGACUUUCUCUACAUAUAUAUACAAUUAUUACAUAUAAUUAUUAUAAAGUUCUCUAAUGAAGAUUAUAGAAGAUCUAUUAAAUAUGAGUCUUAAAGUGUCAUUUAUAUCAUUUUUUGAAAUGACCACUUUAUAAUAAGAAAAAUGCUUUUUUUUCUGUUUAAAUUUUUUCUAUUUUAAUUUCAUGCUUGUGUUUAUAUAUUAAUGUGUGUUAUGUAAAUGUAAUUAGACAUGUUAAAUUGUGUUAAUUAUAUUAAAUCAAACAGUUAUAUAUUUCUCUAAGAAUCGUAUAUUAGAUUUUCUAAAUGUGUUGAAUUAUAUAUAAGUUAAACGCGAUAUAUAAUUCGAAAGAAAAUUAUUAUAUAUAGAAAUUUUAUAUAAACACAAUCCGUGCCUUAUUAUCAGAAAGCAGAAAGUAUAUUCAUGUUAUAUAAUUAUUUAAGUCCUUAAUUAUUGUGACGUGCCUUUACGAUAUAGUAUCGAGAAUAAAGUUGUGAAUCAAUUUUUUGUACUAAAAUUACUAUAUUUACCGAAUAUUUUACGUAGCUAUAGAAUACUCGUGCGCAACUUGGCGAUUUUUAAUUGAUUCGACGAAAAGACGUAAAGUUUAUAUGUAAAAAGACUUUCCUCUUGAGUGUCGCUAAUGUCUAAUAAAAAAACAAUGAUUUCAUAUAUUGUUGGAUCGUAAAA